Messenger RNA from Myxocyprinus asiaticus (Chinese sucker), 3212 nucleotides. RefSeq names its product transcription elongation regulator 1-like protein. Gene Ontology annotation, cellular component: nucleus. Gene Ontology annotation, molecular function: RNA polymerase binding; transcription coregulator activity. The record is from RefSeq and is a predicted model, not a curated record. NCBI's taxonomy places the organism in Eukaryota, Metazoa, Chordata, Actinopteri, Cypriniformes, Catostomidae. The transcript is spliced from 14 exons. Bases 389 to 2164 code for a protein of 591 amino acids.
CCCGCCGUGAUAUCGCGCACAUGGGAAGUGUGAUCCACGGUGCGUGAACGGAACACACUCACGGAAAUCUGCGUAUUCUCUGCGCUUUGGGGCACUUCGGAUACAUUUUUACAGGAUAUUCUCCAAAAUCUUCAUCUGCAACUGUACUUUUAUUUUUAACCCAUCUGUUUAUAUGUUGCACUAUUUAUUUACUUACAGCAAAACACCAAAUGAACACCAAAUUAUGUUAAACUAACGGGAUUUUGGAACACCUUAUACUGUAGACCUAUGGAAUGAAUCUGACAGCCUGGGCUGUGCAUAAAUGUGCAAUAUCUGUCUGCUUUUCAAGUGUCCAAUCCACGGACAGUUUCCACAGUCUCUCCAUCGAUCCAUAUAAAAUGCAGCAGCGAUGAUCCCGGUCCAGGGCGUUAAAGCUCAGCCUCAGCUGUGCCACAUCAGCGCGGAUGCUCCUCCGUGGCUCUGGAUGAUCCCGUCCACCUCGGGACUGUGUCGGGUUGCAUGUGCGCCUCCGGUGCUCAUCUCCUCUCGCCCACCACCGGUGAUUCAGGCGGUCUCGGGAUGGCAGAUGUCCUGCGAUCCUUUUCUGCCUGUGAUGCGCGCGGCUGCUGCUGCGGAACCUGCGAGCAUCAGUCAGUUCAGUCUGCCUAGUGUUCAGUGGGAGUUGCCAUCCAGGCCUCAUGUGAUGGGUUUCCAGCCCUCUGCAAGUGUGGACCUGCUUCCAGUGUUCCCUCAUGUAUACCGGACAGUUCUGCCUCCACAUUAUGGCAAGGGCUGGGUGGAAAAACGUGUGCCUGAUUACAAGCUUUAUCUAAACAAUACAUUAGCCCUUGAGACCACCUGGAUCAGUCCAGAGGAAAUGGGAAUUUUCCAACGUCAAGAAAAGCCUUUGCUGAGGACAAAUCAAACAGCACUGAGCAUAUGUAGGCCAGCUGCAGCCUCCAGGAAUAUCCACACACUGCUUUUGACACCCAGGCGAAUUUCAGGCUGUCCCAUGGCCAUCAAGCGAGUAGGAAGUUCUAAACGGAUUGCGCUUACAGCAGCAGCAGCUAUGAUGGCGAUGGAGUCUGACGUGACACAGGGACCAUCUGUCUCUUCGGCUCAGCCUCUCCAACUUCUCUCGCUCUCACCCAUCAAACUCCCGUUUCUGAUGGCACCUCGCACAGGAACACGGAGCAGCUGGGAGGGUUUACUGGGGCCUGUACUACCCUCUCAAAUCACUGCGGUAACAUCACUGACUGCUCCUGGAGUGACCCUACUUACUGGAAAUUGGAGGGAGCAAAGAGCAGCAGAUAAGAUAAUGGAAAUAAAGAAGCCUUCCUGCACGGAUACCUUAGUGCUCCACACCGAUCCAAAUCCAGAGGCUAAAGCUGAGGAUGGACCAUUUAAAGUCAACAUGGACGAGGACAGCUCACUCAAAGACAAGCGACCAGUUGCAUCCACACCUGUACCUGGAUCACCAUGGUGUGUAGUGUGGACAGGAGAUGACAGGGUCUUUUUCUUCAACCCCACAAUGCAUCUGUCAGUAUGGGAGAAACCAGUGGAUCUGAAAGACCGUGGAGACCUCAACAGAAUUAUUGAAGAUCCGCCACACAAACGGAAAAAAGACUCUUCAGAUGACGGCUCAAAUUUUCCCUAUGCUGAUGAUGAAGAUGAGGAGGAGGAAGAUCGUAAUUCCAAACGGAACAAACAGGGGCACCCUGAGUGUGAACUGAGUGAAGGAAAAAAUGGAGCAUCUCAGAUGGUUUUACCGCUCGAGCUCCGGAUCACACACUUCAGAGACAUGCUUUUAGAAAGAGGGGUAUCUGCAUUCUCCACCUGGGAGAAAGAAUUACACAAAAUUGUAUUUGAUCCACGUUACCUACUGCUGAGUCCAGAAGAACGUAAACAGAUUUUUGAUCAGUUUGUCAAAGCGAGAAUGAACGAAGAGUACAAAGAGAAAAAGUGCAAACUCCAGCACGCAAAAGAAGAAUACAGAAAACUGCUAGAGGAAUCAAAAAUCACAUCCAGGUCAACAUUUAAAGAGUUUUCAGAUAAGUACGGAAAAGAUCCACGAUUCAAACAAGUUCCGAAGAGGAAAGACCAGGAGUUGUUUUUUACCCAGUUCAUCAGCACCUUGAAAAAACGUGACAAAGAAAACAGAAUGCGGCUAAGAAAGAUGAGAUAAGGGUUUGUAGACAGGGAAAUGAACUCUGCAGAGUACUGUGAAGGGAUUACCUGAGAAUGUUCAUUACAUUGUCAGGAACAGUGUAUACAGUGAUACCAUCUGUCCAUAUGUCUGACCAAACAACAAAGGAUGAAACCAACAGCAGUGUUGUUUGCUUUUCAAUGACUGAUUUGCAAACCAGCUCAGUCUGGUUCAGUCAAAUGGGCGUAUUAAUGGGUAAGUGGUUUGCUAAUGAACUCUUUGUAUCUGAGUAUGUUUCAUAUUGAAGCACUUUAUCUCUAGUUUGAGUUUAACAAGUUGUCUGAAUCGCAACGCUGAACAUGAAUACAGAGUUGGACUGAACAGAAGUACACAAAACUACAUAAAGCCAUUUACCUGUGCACGCAGGUAGAACAUGUUAUAUAUUCCUGUAUAUAUUAUAUAAAUAAUUGUAAAAUAAAUGUUGAUUUGCCUGGCGCUGUGACCUAAAAGUGACUGUAGAAGUAAAAAACUUUUUGUCUAAUGAGUAUGUUCAAGUAAGACUGAUUCUCCACUGCAUCUGUGAGAAUCAAGAAGUGGUGUUGUGUAUUGAUAGAUUUUUUUUUUUCUUUUUAUGUUGUCAAACGGUUUGUUGUAAUUCAGUUUGUUACGAUAUUGUAGAAUUAAAGUGAUAAGUUUGUCACUGCUUCAAAAAGUUGUACAUGAAUUUCCAUUAAAAGGCGGAGUGAGUGGAUUCUAUUUACUGUAUCAAAAACUGGGAAAUGUAAUUGAAAGAGUAUUGUUUAGAUGUUGGUUCAUGCAUUCAAUUCAUGUAGCUUUUUGUAAUUAAUUGGUUUAUUUAACUUAUUCCUGAAGAAAUGCAAUUCCAUGGUGUUUUCAGUCAGUUCAAGCAAUACACAAAAAUGCCAUAUUGUUACCAUGUAACAAAUACUUUGUUCUGUUCAAUCCCAAUUUCUUUUCCCUUUCUGUAUGUAAUGUUUACUGUAAUACCACAAUCAGAGCUUUAAAACUACAAAAAGAUUGUUGAUUUGAUUAUUAUUAUUAUUUGAUUUGUUUGAUAGUCAAAUAA